CUUUACGAGACGAGAACUGAGAAUGGAACUUCUUUAUGGCAAAUGCAUACCAAUCGAAUCGAAAGGACUAAAGUUGGUGAAAAAGCUGCAUUUCGGGACUUGUGUUUGGACUCGGAGGGAUUUCCCAAGAGAAGGCUUUGCAUGGAGCAAUCUGUGUGGCAGCCCCUGGAAAAUUUAACAUGUCAUCGAGGCAGCGAAUCGAAUAUGCAAUUGAAUCAUUUGAUAAAUCAAAUUAAAGCUGGGCAACAUACCCAAAUAGCUGAAUUAAGACGAGAGUUGACCCGAUGGCGUGGACAGCUUUCGCUUAUUGAUGUCUUCAAUAUUGGCAACAUGUUUGCCCAUCUCCAGGAGCAGCUUCAGAGGGAAGCCACACUGGGCCCUGAGUUGGUUGGCAUUUGCCUCGAGGUAAUGGCAAGCAGUGCAAAAGUCUUGAGACGCUCUGCAAAAUUGAAUGCCACCAACAUAUUGCUCAGUAAAUUUGAAGAUUAUAUGGAUACACUGGCUCCAAAAAUGGUUCCCAACGAGAAAUGCUCCAGCAAUAAGACAAUGGAAGCCAAUAAAGGCAACGUUAGUGAAGUGGAGAAUGUAAGCUUUAAUCACCAUGGUGUCCAUAGUCUGAUAAGUGGCAAUCUUAGUGUUUUCUUUGUCAACCCUCAAUGUGAUAAUAUCACUGGAAUAGCCAUUUAUUCAGAGGGUUCUUCUGAUCUCUAUAAGAGUAGCAGUGGAUUCUGGUAUCGCUUCUUGCGAUGGAAUGAGAGCUUGGAAGAGCUUAGACAAGAAACGAAUUUGGAGACAGCAACCUUCAUGCCACAGAAACUUUGGUCGGCCUUGCAAGUGAAAGGUGCGAACUAUGUGGUAUUUAAAGUUUAUUCCCAUGAUAAUCUGUUUGUGGAGACAACAGAGCAACGCAGCCGACGACCUCACAGCAAAGUACUAUCUAUUUCCCUACCUGGGCUGGAAGCUUUGACACUGCCCGAGGUAUUGCCUUUUCUGCUACGCAAUGAGAAUCUUCGUCAACCCGAUGCGAGAGCCAUCAGUUUGGGCAGUGGCUGUGGUUAUUGGAACUAUAAGACUUGGCUAAGUGAUGGCGUUACCACCAAUAACAAAUGGAAUGUGCUGCAUGAUCCACUUAUCGUCUGUUAUGCCCAUCAUUUGACACAGUUCUCAUUCUUAUUGGGUGCCAGCUAUAGUCAAAAGAACGAUCUUUUAAGUUCAGAAUCUUUACACUUUAAGAUUUUGGAUUAUAUUACCAUAAUCGGUUGCUUUCUCUCACUAAUCGGCCUAUUGGGCAUCUUCGUGAUGGCCUCGAUAUUUCGGAAAUUUCGCGAAUCGGCUUCAACCAAAGUACUUCUCCAUCUCUGUGCGGCCUUGACCCUUCAAAUGUUGCUCUUUAUCAUACUAAAUAUUGAUGAAUGGACUCGAAAUUUACGUAAUUUGAAUGGUUGUCUGUUUUUGGGAGCAUUGCUGCACUAUUCGGUCUUGGUUGUGUUUUUUUGGAUGCUAAUCAUAGCAUUUUUACAAUAUCAACGUUAUGUAACAGUUUUGGGUGCCCAACGACCACAACGUUACAUAUUAAUUAGUUCUCUAGUGGCUUGGAUUUUGCCAUUUUUGGCUAUACUCGCGCUAGUGCUAGUGUCACCUUCAUUAUAUAAAGCCCAUGACAAUGGAAGUCUAGUUACCAUCUGUUAUCCCUCGGGCAAGUAUUUGCUUUACUCUGUCAUAUUACCCAUAGUCGUGAUAACAUUUGCCAAUGGCUGGAUGGUAGGCUGCAUUAUCUAUAGCAUUCAUGGAACGGCUAGUCUAAAUGCCAAACGCCAAAGAAUUUUCCAAGAACUGAAACUCUUUGUGCUCUUAUUCUUUCUAUUGGGCUUAACCUGGAUCUUUGGCAUUUGCAAUUAUAUGCAAUUUGGCAUUACAUUCUCAUAUCUAUUCUGUCUGACGGCCACAUUGCAGGGCUUCGUCUUAUUCGUCUAUUUCUGUUUAAUUAACAAAACCAAUCGAAAGUUAUGGUUGACUCUUAUUGCGGGAUCUUCAAAAUAUUCUCAAAACGGAAAUCGUGCAGUUGACUCCAUGGAAAGUUCGUUUGUUAAGAAUAUUAGUCAUAUUUAA
Molecule: messenger RNA, 2109 nt
Organism: Drosophila willistoni
Lineage: Eukaryota; Metazoa; Arthropoda; Insecta; Diptera; Drosophilidae
Product: adhesion G-protein coupled receptor G2
Exons: 2
Coding region: 43-2109 (688 amino acids)
Biological process (GO): G protein-coupled receptor signaling pathway; cell surface receptor signaling pathway
Cellular component (GO): membrane
Molecular function (GO): G protein-coupled receptor activity
Source: RefSeq, a predicted model, not a curated record